This is a messenger RNA of Meloidogyne enterolobii, 1197 nucleotides long. The record is from the annotation of a GenBank genome assembly. NCBI's taxonomy places the organism in Eukaryota, Metazoa, Nematoda, Chromadorea, Rhabditida, Meloidogynidae.
AUGGCAACAACAAAUCCUCGUCAAUUCACUUAUUUUUUACGUGUAAAAGAAAGUUUUAGUGCAGUGAAUGAUCCUGACACAAAGUUAUUGUGUAAUGAUUUGCUCAAUUUUAUUGACAAAUGUGCUGAAAAAUCACAAACACGCGUUUUGGAUUUUACUUCAAGAAAAUGUGAAGAGAAUAUAAGCCAAUUUUUGUUAAUGGAUCGUGAAUUUGUUGGAAGAAUGAUUGAUAAUUUUUCCAAAUUUUCGGCUAAAGGGAUUUUUGAUUUAUUGUCAAAAGAUAAUGGAAUGGUUAAAGAUAUGGCUAUGGAAUCAAAAUCGAGAGCAUUAAUUAAAGCAAUUGAAAAACAAUAUUACCAAAUUAUUUGUUUGUCUGCUCUUUAUUGCCCACUUGAAUUACUCCAAACAAUUAUUACAAAAUUGUGUGCAUUUAUUUAUAAAUAUAGAUCUGAUUCUUUAUUUGGAUUGUCAGAAUUAACUGUUUGGACUGCUUUAUUGUUAUUAAUAAAUCCUGUUAAGCUUAAACAACAUUGUGAUGGAUCUGUUGAAGUAUUCUCACAUUUUGCCAAAACAUUACAGUCUAACUCAACCUCACAAUCUCCUCCCCGUCCAGGCAAUAUUACACCUAAAACAAGUUCAAAUAAUUGUUUAAAAGGCACAAUACAAUUAGCGCUUGGAGUAGCUAUAAAAUAUGCGAGAAAUUCUUUAGAAUUUCUAUUAGCGUUUAUUGUACAAUCACCGAUAUUUAAUGGUGGGGAUGAUUUUGCUUUUACUGUUGAAUUAAUUGAUAAUAUACUGAAGAAUUUUAUUUGUUAUUUUCCAAAUAAACUUGUUGAAAUGUACAAUCUAUGCGAAGAUGAGUUACAAACAAUGGCGGAAUAUCAAAACCAAGAAAAUAAUGAAAAUUAUUUUGGAAAUGAAGAGCAACAAAAAACUUCUAGAGCACCUAAUUUUUCCCAUUUACAUUUUAAAACUUUAUUAGAAUUAAUUGCAGCAUUAUAUGAAUCAGAGAAUAAUACACAAUUAAUACAACUUUCGGCAGAAUUUACAAAUCCAAAUUGUGAAGGACUUUGUGACUUUAUUUAUCGUGGAAGAACAAUUUCAGCACCGGCAUUAAAAGUUGCAUAUUUGGACAUGUUACGAUCAUUAUGUAAGAAUGGGCAGUCAGCGGAAGUUUUCUUUAAUAUCUUUAAAUAA